Molecule: messenger RNA, 1719 nt
Organism: Drepanopeziza brunnea f. sp. 'multigermtubi' MB_m1
Lineage: Eukaryota; Fungi; Ascomycota; Leotiomycetes; Helotiales; Drepanopezizaceae
Biological process (GO): L-valine catabolic process; thymine catabolic process
Cellular component (GO): mitochondrion
Molecular function (GO): malonate-semialdehyde dehydrogenase (acetylating, [NAD(P)+]) activity; methylmalonate-semialdehyde dehydrogenase (acylating, NAD+) activity
Source: RefSeq, a predicted model, not a curated record
AUGCGCCGAGUACUCACUCGGAGUGUCUCUGCAGCAGCAGCAGCAGCAGCAGCACGCGCUCAAGGUUCAAUCUCAGCUUUCAGAAUGGCACCCUCGGCAUCUCAAAGCCAGAAGAUCGCAGCUCGCCGACUCCACGCCACAGCACAACACCUCAAGCCCGUGGCCGCCUCGGCUUUCAGCGCAGACAACUACCCGACCACGCACGAGAAGAUCCAGGAUGUGCAGGACACACCCUACUUCAUUGACAACAAGUUCGUGAAGUCGGAAACUACGCAGUUCAUUGAGUUGCACGACCCCGCAACCAACAACUUAGUUACCAGGGUUCCACAAAGUACUGAUGCGGAGCUCAAGGCGGCGGUAAAGAGCGCGCAGAAGGCAUUCCCAGGAUGGAGGGCGACAAGCGUUAUGACAAGGCAGCAGAUAAUGUUCAAGUUCACUCAGUUGGUGAGGGAGAACUGGGAUCGGUUGGCUGCUAGCAUUACUUUGGAGCAGGGCAAGACUUUUGCUGAUGCUAAGGGAGAUGUCCUUCGUGGACUACAGGUUGCAGAGGGCGCAUGCAACAUUCCUCAGCAGAUGAUGGGGGAGGUAUUGGAGGUAGCCAAGGAUAUGGAGACAAGAAGCUACAGAGAACCGUUGGGGGUUGUAGCUGCAAUCUGCCCAUUUAACUUCCCUGCUAUGAUUCCUCUCUGGUCGAUCCCGAUCGCUACCGCCACCGGAAAUUGCCUCAUACUCAAGCCCUCAGAGCGUGACCCAGGAGCGGCUAUGAUCCUCGCCGAACUCGCCGAGAAGGCUGGCAUGCCACCCGGAGUCCUGAACAUUGUUCACGGUGCUGCCAAGACGGUUGAUUUCAUCAUCGACGAGCCAUCUAUCAAAGCCAUCAGUUUCGUCGGAAGCAACAGGGCUGGAGAAUACAUCUUCUCCCGUGGAUCUGCCAACGGAAAGCGUGUCCAAGCCAACUUGGGUGCCAAGAACCACGCUGCUGUCCUACCGGAUGCCAACAAGCAACAUGCUCUCAACUCGAUUGUUGGCGCUGCUUUCGGCGCCGCUGGUCAGCGCUGCAUGGCUCUCAGCACCCUUGUUAUGGUUGGCGAGACUAAGGAGUGGCUCCCCGAACUCGCAGAGGGCGCAAAGGCCUUGAAGAUCAAUGGUGGAUUCGAAGCUGGUGCCGACUUGGGACCAGUGAUCUCCCCUCAAAGCAAGGAAAGAAUUGAGCAUCUCAUCGCCAGUGCCGAGGAGGAGGGCGCGACUAUCUUGCUGGACGGCCGCGGAUUGAAACCCGAGAAGUACCCUAAUGGCAACUGGGUUGGGCCCACCAUCAUCACAAACGUCAAGCCACACAUGAAGUGCUACACAGAAGAGAUCUUCGGCCCAGUUUUGGUCUGUCUCAACGUUGAGUCACUAGAAGAGGCUGUUGACCUGAUAAACGCUAACGAGUACGGAAACGGCGUGGCAAUCUUCACCAAGUCCGGAGCUACGGCGACCGCGUUCCAGAAGAAUAUCGAGGCUGGCCAGGUUGGUAUCAACGUCCCGAUCCCAGUCCCGCUCCCCAUGUUCUCCUUCACUGGAAACAAGAAGAGUAUCGCGGGCGGUGGAGCGAGUUAUUUCUAUGGGAAGCCGGGAUUGCAGUUCUAUACGCAGUUGAAGACGGUGACGAGUUUGUGGAGGAGCGAGGAUGCUAUCUCCAAGGCGGCGGAUGUCGCAAUGCCUACGCACAGUUAG